Messenger RNA from Ipomoea triloba (trilobed morning glory), 2229 nucleotides. RefSeq names its product calcium-dependent protein kinase 8-like. Lineage: Eukaryota; Viridiplantae; Streptophyta; Magnoliopsida; Solanales; Convolvulaceae. The transcript has 9 exons. Gene Ontology annotation, cellular component: nucleus; cytoplasm. Gene Ontology annotation, biological process: intracellular signal transduction; peptidyl-serine phosphorylation; protein autophosphorylation. Gene Ontology annotation, molecular function: calcium/calmodulin-dependent protein kinase activity; calcium ion binding; calmodulin binding. The record is from RefSeq and is a predicted model, not a curated record. The coding region runs from base 380 to 1999 and encodes 539 amino acids.
UCAAAAAAAAGGGGAAAGAAAUAAAGAGAGAGAGAGAGAGAGAGCAAACGAAUGCAACAGAGGGAGAGAUAGAUAGGAAGAAAGGGUGAGACUUGAGAGGGUUAAGGAGUUCAAUUUCUUGAGGGUUGAAAGUCUCUCACCAAAAAAGAGAGCUUUGACCCCUCUCUUCAUUCCUAAGCUCUCUUCUAUGGCUGUUUCCAUCUCUUCUUCACUUUCACAUUCUUUUCCCUUACUUCCCCAUUUACCAUCAUUUGUCUGAGCUCUUCUUUUUGGCCCCAAACAUUUUAUCCAGAUACGGUUCAGUUUGAAUGGAUACUCCGGAUAUGAUUUGUAGGGUUUCUGAGGGAUAAGAAUAAUAUUUCAAGAUUUGAGCUUUUGAAUGGGGAAUUGCUGUGUGACCCCGGGCGGUUCUCCUAGGGCCAAGAAUGAGAAUAGAAAGAAGAUUAAGGAUAAGAAGAACAAACCAAACCCUUUUGCCAUUGACUAUGGUUCAUAUCAAGGCAAUGAUGGCCCGGAAAAACUUGUUGUGUUGAAGGAUCCUACAGGGGAUAGCAUUCACAGCAAAUAUGAUUUGGGGCGUGAGCUUGGGAGGGGGGAGUUUGGGGUCACAUACUUGUGCACGGAUGCAGACUCGGGCGAGAAAUUUGCUUGCAAAUCUAUAUCGAAGAAGAAGCUGAGGACUGCAGUGGAUAUUGAUGAUGUAAGGAGGGAGGUUGAGAUCAUGAAGCACUUGCCGAAGCACCCGAAUAUUGUGAGCUUGAAGGACACUUAUGAGGACGAUAGUGCGGUGCACAUUGUGAUGGAAUUGUGCGAGGGCGGGGAGUUGUUUGACCGGAUUGUAGCAAAGGGACACUACACAGAGAGGGCAGCUGCCGUGGUUAUGAAGACAAUUGUGGAAGUUGUUCAGAUGUGCCACAGGCAUGGAGUGAUGCAUCGCGAUCUCAAACCCGAGAAUUUUCUUUUUGCAAACAAGAAGGAGACAGCUCCAUUAAAGGCAAUUGAUUUUGGGUUGUCAGUUUUCUUUAAACCUGGUGAACGCUUUAACGAGAUAGUUGGAAGUCCUUAUUACAUGGCUCCUGAAGUUCUCAAACGCAACUAUGGCCAAGAAGUUGAUAUCUGGAGUGCUGGAGUUAUACUUUAUAUUCUUCUUUGCGGUGUUCCACCCUUUUGGGCAGAAACUGAACAAGGAGUGGCACAGGCAAUUAUUCGAUCUGUAGUUGAUUUCAAGAGAGAUCCGUGGCCUAAAAUUUCUGAUAACGCAAAGGAUCUUGUAAAGAAAAUGCUCAACCCUGAUGCUGAUCAGCGGCUUACUGCUCAGCAAGUUCUUGAGCAUCCGUGGUUACAGAAUAUAAAGAAAGCGCCAAAUGUCUCCUUAGGCGAGACUGUGAAAGCAAGACUCAAACAGUUUUCAGUGAUGAACAAGUUCAAGAAAAGAGCCCUAACGGUAAUUGCUGAGUUUUUGUCGGUGGAAGAAGCUGCUGGCAUAAAGGAAGCAUUUGACAUGAUCGACACUGACAAGAAAGGAAAGAUAAACCUUGGAGAACUUAGAGUUGGUCUGCAAAAGCUUGGACAUCAUAUCCCCGACGCAGAUCUUCAAAUUCUCAUGGAUGCUGCUGAUGUCGAUGGAGACGGAAGUUUGAAUUAUGGGGAAUUUGUUGCUGUUUCUGUUCAUCUCCGAAGGAUGGCUAAUGAUGAGCAUCUGCAUAAAGCUUUUACAUUCUUUGACCAGAAUCAGAAUGGUUUCAUAGAAGUCGAUGAGUUGCGGAGUGCUUUGAGUGAUGAAGACGAUGGAAACAAUGAAGCGGUAAUUAGUGCCAUCAUGCAUGAUGUUGACACAGAUAAGGAUGGACGCAUAAGCUAUGAGGAGUUUGCGGCAAUGAUGAAGGCAGGUACAGACUGGAGAAAAGCAUCUCGGCAGUACUCAAGAGAGCGAUUUAACAGUCUGAGCUUGAGGUUAAUGAGGGAUGGCUCUUUACAAGCAACAAAUGAGGGUAGAUAAACAAACAGGACAGGAAAAUCUCUGCUAGAGUUAACAAACAUUUUAUAAAUUCACUCUCUAUUCCUUCUAGUUCUUUAUUGAGUUUAUUUAAAUUAUUAUUAUUAUUAUUAUUAUCAUUAUCAUUAUUACUAUUAUUCCGAUUAUCGUAAUUUCCACCUUUGACAUAUUUAAGAAUCAGGGUGAGGAAUACUGCUUUAAUUUGUUAGUUACAUCACUUAUAUCAGAGCAAA